Propithecus coquereli (Coquerel's sifaka) is the source of this 4120-nucleotide messenger RNA. It is a transcript of the gene ZNF202, whose product is annotated as zinc finger protein 202. The coding region runs from base 23 to 2026 and encodes 667 amino acids. The transcript is spliced from 6 exons. The record is from RefSeq and is a predicted model, not a curated record. Gene Ontology annotation, biological process: regulation of transcription by RNA polymerase II. Lineage: Eukaryota; Metazoa; Chordata; Mammalia; Primates; Indriidae. Gene Ontology annotation, molecular function: DNA-binding transcription factor activity; RNA polymerase II cis-regulatory region sequence-specific DNA binding.
UCCAGGCUGAAACGGGGGGGUAAUGACAGUGCGAGCUCUUGAUGGUGUGAGACCACCCCAGAGCCAGGAAAUGGCUACAGCCUUGGAACUAGAGGACCAGGAUCUUUGGGAAGAAGAGGGAAUUCUGAUGGUGAAACUGGAAGAUGAUUUCACCUGUAGACCAGAGUCAGUCUUACAGAGGGAUGACCCUGUGCUGGAGACUUCCCACCAGAACUUCCGACGAUUUCGCUACCAGGAAGCAGCAAGCCCUCGAGAAGCUCUCAUCAGACUCCGAGAACUUUGUCAUCAGUGGCUGAGGCCAGAGAGGCGGACAAAGGAGCAGAUCCUCGAGCUGCUUGUGCUGGAACAAUUUCUUACUGUCCUGCCUGGAGAACUGCAGAGCUGGGUGCGGGGCCAAAGGCCAGAAAGUGGCGAAGAGGCAGUGACGCUGGUGGAGGGUUUGCAGAAACAACCCAGGAGACCAAGGCGGUGGGUGACUGUCCAUGUUCACGGCCAGGAGGUCCUGUCAGAGGAGACAGUACAUCUAGGAGCAGAGCCUGAGUCACCUAGUGAGCUGCAGGAUCCUGCGCAGACCUUGACCCCUGAACAGUCCCAUGAGGAAGCCACACAGAGCCCAGAUCUGGGGGCACCAGCAGAACAAAGCCUGUGCCAGGAAGAGGAGCUCCAGCCGCUGCAGGAGAGCGAGGUUCCAAUGCCCCAGGACCCAGACCUUCCUGCAGAAAGGAGCUCUGGAGACCCAGAGAUGGUUGCACUUCUUACUGCUCUAUCACAGGGACUGGUAACUUUCAAGGAUGUGGCCAUAUGCUUCUCUGAGGAUCAGUGGAGUGAUCUGGAUCCAACACAGAAAGAGUUCUAUGGAGAAUAUGUCUUGGAAGAAGACUGUGGAAUUGUGGUCUCUCUGUCAUUUCCAAUCCCUAGACCUGAUGAGAUCUCCCAAGUUAGAGAGGAAGAGCCUUGGGUCCCAGAUAUACAAGAGCCUCAGGAGACUCAAGAGCCAGAAAUCCUGAGUUUUACUUACACAGGAGAUAGGAGUGAAGAAGAAGAAGAGUGUGUUGAGCAGGAAGAUCCAAGUUUGGAGGAUAUACACAGGUCUAUUUCAGGAGAUCCAGAAAUUCACCAGACUCCAGAUUGGGAAAUUCCCUUUGAGGAUAAUCCAGGUAGACCUAAUGAAAGGAGAUUUGGUACAAAUAUCUCUCAAGUGAAUAGUUUAAUGAAUCUUCAGGAAGCCAUACCUGUUCACACCCUGUUAGGGAGACAUCAUGACUGUCCUGUAUGUGGAAAAAGCUUCACUUGUAACUCCCACCUUGUUAGACACCUGAGAACUCACACAGGAGAGAAGCCCUAUAAAUGUAUGGAGUGUGGGAAAAGUUACACGCGGAGCUCACAUCUUGCCAGGCACCAAAAGGUUCACAAGAUGAGCACUCCUUGUAAAUACCCCCUAAACCGUAAGAAUUUGGAAGAGACCUCUCCUCUGAUCCAGGCUGAGAGAACUGCAUCUGUUAAAACUGUUAAGAAACCCUAUAGAUGUGAUGAUUGUGGGAAACACUUCCGCUGGACUUCAGACCUUGUCAGGCAUCAGAGGACACAUACAGGAGAAAAACCCUUUUUCUGUACUAUUUGUGGCAAAAGCUUCAGCCAGAAAUCUGUGCUAACAACACACCAAAGAAUCCACCUUGGAGGCAAACCCUACUUGUGUGGAGAGUGUGGAGAGGACUUCAGUGACCACAGGCGGUAUCUGGCACACCGGAAGACACAUGCGGCUGAGGAGCUCUAUCUCUGCAGCGAGUGCGGGCGCUGCUUCAACCACAGUGCAGCAUUUGCCAAGCACCUGAGAGGACAUGCAUCAGUGAGGCCCUGCCGAUGCAAUGAAUGUGGGAAAAGCUUCAGUCGGAGGGACCACCUCGUCAGGCAUCAGAGAACACACACUGGGGAGAAGCCAUUCACAUGCCCUACCUGUGGAAAAAGCUUCAGCAGAGGGUAUCACCUAAUCAGGCAUCAGAGGACCCACUCAGAAAAGAGGUCCUAGCUAGGUCCCCAUGUGAGAUCUUCAUUCAGCCCUCAUCUGAAGGAUGUGAGGGGUAGGAAGAGCUCUUUUGUCAGGCUGGGAAGACCUUUUCUAGGGAGUUUCCCUGACCUGCCCAGAUCUUACUUCACCUCUUCCCACAGCUAAAUAAAAGCCGUGGGUGGAACCUCUCUGCCUUCUUCUACACCUUGAGGAGAUGUUUUGCCCAAAGUACAAGCAGAAUUGAGGCUUCUCUUUCACAGGAGUGCUCCUGCCUCUACCUCAUGGGCAUGAAGUAGGAGAACCAGAAGACUUAAGAGGUUAUGGUUACUAUAUUGUCCAAAAAAUAGGCUGUUACAUAUCUUAAAGACUACAUAACAGCCUCAAGUUCAAAAUGGCCAAGGACAGCCCCUUAGGUUAGGUAAGGGACCAGCCUGAAGGAUUCUGUCCUUAUUAGGUUCAAAUCUUAAAGCACACAGCUCUGAACUCAAGACAGGAGGUUUGCGUCCUGAUGGCUUUGCCACGUACUCACAGGAUAACUGACAAAUCCAUCGCUGUCUGAUUGACUUCUUACCAUGCACUUUCCUUUGAUGCUGGGGAGAAAUGGGAGAAGUGGACAAAAACCUCAAGGCUGCUUCAUAUGGACCUUGUCAAGCUGCUCCCUCCCCCUUUGUCAAAAUGAUACCAGGUGCCAGACACUGCUGGAAAGGAGGACCUAGUCAGAAGCCUCUUUCCUUGUGGGGUUUUUUUUUUUCUCUGUUAAAAUAUUAUUCCUUUAGCCUUCUUACUAUUCAGCUAGUCUCUUGGUUUUGUCCCUAGCACUUCUACUACAAGUGACAUGUAGCAUUUGGGUGGUGAGGGAUUCAGCAAAGCAUAAUUAAAUCAUGAAAUCAUUUACAUUGCCGCAUACGUACAAACCCACCCACCUCUCCCCAGCCCCUUCACAUGGGCUUUGUGAGUGAGGGGAUUUUGGAACAGUGUCAGCUUAUGAAAGCACUAUAAUAAUUACAGAAUCAUGAUUGACUGGGUCACUUCAUUUACAUGAAGAAAACUGAAGAUCAGACUAUGGAAAGAUGAGAAAAAGCUCUUGCUGGCCAAGACCGUCAAGACUAUUCUCCUGAUACCCAAUCCCUAUCAGCCCUGCCUCAGUUCUCUGACACCAUGGAAAAUUAUGAACCCCAGCACCUGGGACCCUGAGGAGUUUACCAGGAGUAAAUGGCUUUCAUGUAUUCGUGUUGUUUUCUUUUUCUUAAUGUGAUUUCAUUUUCAUGUAGCUAAGAACUAAAUAGUAGUAUCUCUGAUGGCCCAAGGAUCUCUGUUGCCUGUUAAAGGUUCUGUGGAGAUGUAGGCUGAAUAGUUAUGACCCUCGCCUGCUCUAACUGUGGGAGUGGCAAGGACUGGGGAGACGACCCCCAUGAAUGGAGCACAGGGUACAGGAUUAAAGCAUGAGAAGGAGACAGCCUUCUGUGCCUGGUUCCUUCUGCUCUAAUUCACAAUCUACAAUCCAUUGUGGGCCAGCGUAUACCAGAGGUUAUGGGGGAGUUAAUAAGACCCCAACCCUAACAGCCCAACAAAGAAAUUCUUAUUUUGGUCAAUAAUGAUAUUCUGAUGGACUGGUUUGGUUUUAAUACUAGUCAACCAUUGUCCUGCUGGAAAUAUGCACAUAUGAAAUAAAUAAAGGUAACACAGCCAUGUUCCCUGGUUCCUGGGACUUUUCCAUCUUACCUAUUCCUAUUCCAGGACUUCAAGGUCCAGAUGCUUCUGAAGGUCAUUCAUACAAAUAGAUCUGAAAGUACAGAGUAGUUUUCCAUGACGAUAGGGAAGGCUUGGAAUGGUUAGCUGAACCACAGGUGGAAUAUAUGCACACUGAGAUGAGGUCCAAGCCUGGAGUUUGCAGAAGAUGCUAUCCUGAUGGGCAGGCAUUUCUCAACCAUGUAUCUAAAGUCUAAGCACGUUUGUCCUGGGUGAAAUGUCAUAGUCUCAAAAGAUAAUUUCUCCUAGCUUGUACUUACCAUUUAUAGAAGUUGAUGACAUACUGGAGGUGACAGAACAAAUUGACUUUCUAUUUUCUGAUUUAUCUGCAUUAUUGAAAUCAGUUAAAAUCUGUCAAGAGAAUUC